CAGUCGCUCAGCCUGUUAAAAAUGAUAGACAUAUCUCCUUCUCAUCACACCCUACCGUCAUAAAUGAAGGAUAUAUUAGACAAUCUAAUCUCUGAAAUGCGGAAAGACGAAAUGGUCACAACUGGAACUCAUUUGAUCGUUGCAUAAACAUCAGAAUGGGAGGCAAUGAUGGACCAAAGAGUGGCUGCAAGAGAUCACGUACCUAUUAUAAGAAAUGUAUGUAUAAGAAACGUAAGAAAUGGAACUCCAUAGAUGUUGGGAUGCGAGGUUUUCUGGUGACAUGUAAUCGCAAUGAAAGUCAAGCUGUUAAGGAAAUGUAUAAUCUUCUCAAUGAAUACGCCGAUAUAUUAUAUGGACCUGAGCAUACAGAGGUGACAUCAAAGAAUUUGGAAUCUAAUGAUGACAAAGAAGAUUCAGAAGAAUCAGCUGGUGAGAUUGAAGAUGAACUUGAACGAGAAGUGAAAGCCUUGAAAGAGGAAAAACCUGCUGAACGGCGGUUCCAGCAGGUGGACAGUGGCACAAAGAACUGUCUAUUCAUCAAGACUACCCUAGAGAAGCCAUGUGAAUUAAUUCAUCACAUUCUCGGUGAUAUUUACCAAAGUCAAGUCCAAAAGACACGCUAUAGUCUUCGUGUCCUUCCAGUGAGUACCAUUUGUCGUAUCGAUUUGGCAGAGAUCACAAAGGUGGCCACGGAUCUCCUGGAUUCAUAUUUCUCCACACCUUUUGGAACAACAACAACAUAUGGCAUUUCAUUUAAGGCUCGUAUGUCAGCUAGAGUGUCCCGUGAUGAUGUAAUUCGGAAUAUCUGUCAGAUUAUUGAAGAGAUGAAUCCCUUGAAUAAGGUUAACUACAGUGCACCAGACUUUAUUGUCAUUGUAGAGUUCCUGAAAGGAUUUUGCUGCCUAAGUGUUGUGAAAGAUUUCUACAAGUUCCGCAAGUACAAUCUACAGGAGACAGCCAAAGCACUGCAACGUCUGGCUGCAAAUCAAUGUGAAACCACAGAAGAACAACCAAAUGCUACAGCUCUAACAGAGAGCACACCUGACACUGAUAUCAUUCAUGCCAGCACUCUUGCUAAAUCUGACUCUAAAAAUGAACUAAGUGCUAAUUCUAAGGACAAGUCAAACAUUAAUAGAUCUAACUGUACUGAAAUACAGAAUGAUUGUAAUCAGUCUAGUGAAAAAUCAGAAACAGAAACUGGUGAGAAAGUUUAGCAAGAACUGUUGUGAACUAGUUCCAUUGCUGGCAGCAGUGGAGAUCAGAUGAAUUUUAAGAAAGUGUGCAGUCUUUUGAAGUCAACUCCCUAAGAUGUACUUUCCUGUUGUUUGUUCCAUUCAGCUCUAUUUAGUUGUAAAAAUAUCUGUUACCAUUUCUUUAAA
Messenger RNA from Octopus sinensis (East Asian common octopus), 1379 nucleotides. Its product is annotated as THUMP domain-containing protein 1. The record is from RefSeq and is a predicted model, not a curated record. Gene Ontology annotation, molecular function: RNA binding. Gene Ontology annotation, biological process: tRNA modification. The transcript is spliced from 4 exons. The coding region runs from base 156 to 1214 and encodes 352 amino acids. Lineage: Eukaryota; Metazoa; Mollusca; Cephalopoda; Octopoda; Octopodidae.